CGCCCCCUCCAGUGACAGUAGCUGCUCGGCACCGGCAGCGGCGGGAGGUCAUGGCUCCGGCUCACGUCCUGCGCUGCUGCCAGCGGGUGGUCGGCUGGAUCCCGGUGCUGUUCAUCACGCUGGUCGUCUGCUGGUCCUACUACGCCUACGUGCUGGAGCUGUGUGUGUUUACAAUAAAGUCAGACACUGAAAAGGCUAUCUACCUGGUGUUUUUUCACCUGUUUUUUAUAAUGUUUGUGUGGUCGUAUUGGAAGACAAUAUUUGCACGGCCAGUUAACCCAACCAAAGAGUUCUGUUUAUCCAAAUCUGACAAGGAGCUGUAUGAGAGGGAGGAGAGGCAGGAAUUCCAGCAAGAGAUCCUCAAACGAGCUGCUAAAGAUUUACCCAUCUAUACCACAACGGCUACAAAAGCAAUCAGGUAUUGUGAAAGAUGUCAGCUGAUUAAACCGGACCGAUGCCACCAUUGUUCAACUUGCGAUGUGUGUGUGCUGAAGAUGGAUCAUCAUUGCCCAUGGGUGAAUAACUGUGUGGGAUUUUCCAAUUACAAAUUCUUCCUGCUGUUCCUCAUGUACUCCUUGCUGUACUGCCUGUUCAUUUCUGCCACAGUGCUGCAGUAUUUCAUUCGCUUCUGGACGCUUUGCCGCAGCAAAUCUGAAGAGUCUUGUCCCCAGAAUGAGCUACCAGACACACGUGCUAAGUUCCACGUCCUUUUCCUAUUCUUCGUGUCGGCCAUGUUCUUCAUCAGCAUACUGUCUUUGUUCAGCUAUCACUGCUGGCUGGUUUCGAAAAACAGGUCAACUAUAGAGGCUUUCCGCGCUCCAUCUUUCCGAACAGGACCAGAAAAAGAUGGCUUUUCUCUGGGCUUCAGCAAGAAUUUGAGAGAAGUGUUUGGGGAUGAAAAGAAGUUUUGGCUGCUCCCUGUAUUUACAAGCCUGGGGGAUGGGUGUUCUUUCCCCACACGUCUUGUGUUUGGUGACCCAGAGCAAAAUAUUUCAGCAGUUCAGACUGACAUUGCUAAGCAUGUGGGGCCGAGUCAGUCUUUUCCAGCCAGACCGCUGAGUGAGUCACAGAACAGGCUGCUGGGAAGUGACAGUCAUUGGGCUGAUGGGAGCGCGGGUGAAGAUCAAACACAAAAGGAAGAGAAAAACCAUGUAUCUGUGUGUGUGGAGAGCUGAUCAUUACCACAGCCAUUCCUCAAACUGGGGAAUAGGCAGCCUGCUGCACACCAUGUACUGGAAUAUCACGGAUCCUGGUGCCACGAGCCUUCAUGCAAAAUGUCCAGAGAGCAGUGUUUCCAUGCGCUGCUGCGAUUGCCUCAGAAGCACCAUGAAAAGAUAACUGUUGCCUUAAUAUCCUCCUAGUGCAUUAACGCAACAUAAUCACCCUUUUACACAUUGACGUUUAUUGCCUAGCGACUUUUUACCUAAACAUUAUUGUAUCUUCUCGAGUUCAGUGUUUAGUCUGCAUCCAACUUUUACAAUGCAAUAACCCUUUUUAAAGUCUGUCUACAACGUUCUGAUCGAAGCAGUUAUUGCCAAGACUUUGCCAUGAGGGAGACCAGGCUAUGCCGAGGCCUGGCCUUUGCACCAGCAACGUCACCGGUCAGAACCCAAUGAAUAUACGUAACCUCUGCUAGUUCUGAAAGGUCCCCACAGCCUUGCAAGUGGAUCACUGGUACAAUGUUCAUAUGCAUGAAGUCAAGGACAGCCAUUUUGUGGACUCAACCAGUAUUCAGGACUAUGCUGUCCAUGCUUCCUUACAGAGCCAUUGACUUUAGUAUCACCUCACGGUGGGCUUAAUUGAUGGAAAAUGAGUUGUCUUA
Messenger RNA from Nanorana parkeri, 1822 nucleotides. RefSeq names its product zinc finger DHHC-type containing 20 (gene ZDHHC20). Gene Ontology annotation, molecular function: protein-cysteine S-palmitoyltransferase activity. Gene Ontology annotation, cellular component: endoplasmic reticulum; Golgi apparatus. Gene Ontology annotation, biological process: protein targeting to membrane; peptidyl-L-cysteine S-palmitoylation; synaptic vesicle maturation. Lineage: Eukaryota; Metazoa; Chordata; Amphibia; Anura; Dicroglossidae. The transcript has 14 exons. Bases 51 to 1175 code for a protein of 374 amino acids. The record is from RefSeq and is a predicted model, not a curated record.